Messenger RNA from Miniopterus natalensis, 1487 nucleotides. RefSeq names its product SAP30 binding protein (gene SAP30BP). The record is from RefSeq and is a predicted model, not a curated record. Gene Ontology annotation, biological process: regulation of DNA-templated transcription. NCBI's taxonomy places the organism in Eukaryota, Metazoa, Chordata, Mammalia, Chiroptera, Miniopteridae. Gene Ontology annotation, cellular component: nucleus.
CAUCGCCAACUCUGAGAAGCCAAACAGUGGGACAAUCGCUGCCGGGUGAAAACCCAAGCAACCUUGUUUCCGUCGCGCAGUAAUGACGUCGCGCCGGCGCUGCGCGAGGGGCGGGGCCAGGCGCGGGAAACAAGGGUCUUGAUUGGUUCCCGGUCUGGAACGGGCGCGGGGAGCUCCUGGGAUCCGGAAGUAGUCGCCUCUCUGCACGGAAGUCGGCUUUCCGGCGUCAGCGGAGCGAGCCGCCCCGCGGCUGUGGGAGUAAGAUGGCGGGGAAGAAGAGCGUCCUGUCUUCUCUCGCCGUGUACGCGGAAGAUUCAGAGCCCGAGUCUGACGGGGAGGCCGGAGUCGAAGGCAGCGCGGCUGAGGAAAAAGGCGGACUGGUAUCUGACGCCUAUGGAGAGGAUGAUUUUUCUCGCCUGGGGGUUGAUGAGGAUGGUUAUGAAGAAGAUGAGGAGGAGAACAGCAAACAGUCGGAAGAUGACGAUUCAGAGACUGAAAAACCUGAGGCUGAUGACCCAAAGGAUAACCCAGAAGUAGAAAAGCGAGAUCCGCAGGAAUUAGUUGCCUCCUUUUCUGAAAGGGUGCGGAACAUGUCACCUGAUGAAAUCAAGAUCCCGCCUGAACCCCCCGGCAGAUGUUCGAAUCACCUGCAGGACAAGAUCCAAAAGCUUUACGAGAGGAAGAUGAAGGAGGGGAUGGACAUGAACUACAUUAUCCAAAGGAAGAAAGAGUUCCGGAACCCCAGCAUCUAUGAGAAGCUGAUCCAGUUCUGUGCAAUCGAUGAGCUUGGCACCAACUACCCAAAGGAUAUGUUUGACCCCCAUGGCUGGUCUGAGGACUCCUAUUAUGAGGCAUUAGCCAAAGCCCAGAAGAUUGAAAUGGACAAACUGGAAAAGGCCAAAAAGGAGCGAACCAAGAUUGAGUUUGUGACAGGCACCAAGAAAGGCACGACGACCAACGCCACGGCCACCACCACCACCACGGCCAGCACAGCUGUUGCAGAUGCCCAAAAGAGAAAGAGCAAGUGGGACUCAGCCAUCCCUGUGACAACCAUAGCCCAGCCCACCAUUCUUACCACCACGGCAACCCUGCCGGCUGUCGUCACAGUGACCACCAGUGCCAGUGGCUCCAAGACUACCGUGAUCUCAGCCGUGGGCACCAUUGUGAAGAAGGCCAAGCAGUGACCCAGGGGACCAGCUUGGGGUGGCUCAGACAUUCUCCUUCCAUAGAGGGGAGGAGGCACUCCAGGACUUGAUAAGAUUGCCGCCCAGUGACUGAUGCCCGUGGGGAGGUUCCACAUUGUAUAUUUCAGAACUGGGACCUGCUCCCCAGAGGCCACCCUGAGAGGAACCUCUGUGUGGCAUUCUAGCCAAAAGAAGGACAUUGCCACGGAGGAGUGGGGCGCUGUGGACAGUGUCCUCACACCACUUGGGGUCUGUUGCCCUAUUAAAAGUGCUGUGUUCUUCCAUCUCGGCAUCUCAAAUGCA